Messenger RNA from Dentiscutata erythropus, 1243 nucleotides. The record is from the annotation of a GenBank genome assembly. Lineage: Eukaryota; Fungi; Glomeromycota; Glomeromycetes; Diversisporales; Gigasporaceae.
AUGAAUCGUAAUUUGAAAGAUGCCAAUAUCUCAUUGGUGAAUAUUCAUUAUACAAAAUUUUGUGAAAUGACUUCACAAAUUAAUUCAUUACGAAAUAAACGAAAUGAAAUUACCAAACAAAUUAGAUCAAUCAAAGAUAAAGAAGAAAAAAAUAAAUUAGUUGAACAAGCAAGAGAAAUUAAAGAAGCAAUUCAAAAUAUUGAAUCGAGAUUAGGAAAAGUUGAAGAAGAAAUGUUAAUUGAAGGAUUAAAAAUUCCCAAUGAUACUCAUGAAGAAGUUAGAGUUGGUGGUGAAGAAGUUACUAGAAUUAUAAAGACUGUAGGUACUCCUCUUCUUGCAACUGAAAUAGAUCAUAUGACAAUAGGCAAAGAAUUAGAUUUAAUAGAUUUUGAAACAGCAUCAAUUGUUACAGGUACAAGUUGGUAUUAUUUAAGAAAUGCAGGAGCAUUAUUAGAAUUAGCAUUAAUUCAAUAUGCCAUGGAAAAAUUAGUCAAUAAAGGAUAUUUACCAAUAAUUACUCCAGAUGUAAUUAGAACUGAAUUUAGUAAUGCAUGUGGAUUUCAACCUAGAGAUGACGAAUCUUCACAAAAAUCAUCAUCAUUCAAACAAAGCAAUUUAGAUGAAAAUAGCAACAACAAUAAUAAUAUAUUAUAUCAAAAUUUAUUAUCAGCCACAGCAGAAAUUCCUUUAGCAGGAAUUUAUUCUAAUAAAAUAUUAACAGAUUCCCAAUUACCCAUAAGGAUGGUAGGAUAUGGAAAAUGUUUUAGGGCUGAAGCAGGAUCAAGAGGUCAAGAUACUAAAGGAUUAUACAGAGUACAUCAAUUUAGUAAGGUGGAAAUGUUUUGUUUAACUAAAUCUCAUGAAAGUGAUAAUAUGUUUAAUGAAAUUGUUGGAUUACAAGAAGAAAUAUUUAAUGAUUUGGGAUUAUGUUUUAGGAUUUUGGAUAUGCCAACUUAUGAACUUGGAGCUAAUGCUUAUCGUAAAUUUGAUAUGGAAGCCUGGAUGCCAGGACGUGGUAAAUGGGGAGAGAUAUCUUCAGCUUCAAAUUCAAUCGCUGUACCAAGAAUGAUCAUUUCAAUACUUGAAAAUUUUCAAAGAGGUGAUGGUAAAAUUGUUAUACCAAAAGUAUUAAGGAAAUGGAUGAAUGGAAUGGAAAUUAUUGAACAAAAGGUUUCUUCAAUAUCUUUGGGAGUACCUUCUCCAUCAACCACUAAAACUCCCCCAAAAACAAAAACUGAUGAAG